UGGGGCAAACUCCUCCUCCAGGGAGGUUCCUUUAAAUGAGAGCCAGCUGACGGGGCCUCCAUUCUUACUCCUGAGCAGUACCUGCCCUGCGAGGAGGAGCACCCCCCCACCCCCCAGGAUGCAGCCCACCUGCACGGCCCAAGAGUUCGUGGACAGCCACCUCAAGCCCAGGAGGAUGGUGGUGUUCAUGAAGCCCACCUGCCCCUUCUGCAAACGGACCCAGGAGAUCCUCCUGCAGUACCCCUUCAAAAAGGAGUCGCUGGUGUUCGUGGAUAUCACAGUCACCAGGAACACAGAGCGGGUUCAGGAUUACCUGCAGCAACUCACUGGAGCCAGAACGGUACCUCGAAUCUUUAUCGGGAAAGAGUGUAUAGGUGGAUGCAGUGAUCUAGUAGAGAUGGAUAGAAGCGGGGAACUGAAGGUGCGGCUGAUAGAAAUGGGAGCUCUACAGUUGUAAUUACAGACCCAGGCUGAUGUCUCCCUUGAGAGCAGGAUGGCAUUGUGAAUGGUGGCAGCACUUCUGGUGGAUGGAUCUGGGGCGAACUUUACCCAGCAACUGAUUACUUAAUCUUCUGAAAUAUCUAAACAAAAAAAAAAAAAAAUGGGAGCGUUCUCAGCAAAAACAAGCUUUUCUUCUUUCAACUCUAUUGAGAGUGGACCCACAGGUCUGAGAUGUGGAUGGGCGUCUUCGGGUUUCUUCCGGAUCGGCCCCUGGGUUUCAAUAGACCGGGACAAGUUAUGGCUCAGGAAUCCCUCACGGACCCAAAGUUCUUUCUCUGUUGCAUGUGGUUCUUACUAACUGUUGUGGUUGUGCCAGGACUCCCACCUCUAAGCCAGUGUUUCCCAACCAGUUUAUCCCAGGCUCCCUAGGAUGAACUGAUAGUUCAUUGUACGUGACUGCCCAAACAUCAGUUUGUGGAGUUUGAAUUUCUAGUCUGCAUUUUGAAGUCCAUAGGUAUUUUGAAUGUGCUUUCCCAACUCCAUAUGUCUCCCCGUAUCCUAUCUUGAGAAUCACUGCUCUGAACUCGUGCUCUGAACCUUGACAGCUCAGAGGUCAUAGGAAAUGCUCAACAGUCCUGGGAAGGGUCUGAGGGCCGAUGUGAGAAGUGCCACACGAGACGUUAAGCACAGUGGGGCUUUACUGGGUCUACAGGGCUCGGAGGUCCACGUGCAGAUGCUGUGAUCAUGUGGCAACACUGAUUUGUGAGAGGAUCCUGCUCAUGUGUGCAUGAAUGUUAGGUGAUGAGCAAAAGUUAAAGUUAAAACGUUAUCAUAAAAAUCUUGCAGCUCCCAUCUUUCCAAGAAUGUCUGUGAAAGUAGCUCCACUUGAGGAGGAACACUGUCUUAAAUGGUCUUAUCACCUUUUAUCCCACACUCUAUGAAAACUUAAGAAUCCCUCAUUAUGAAGCUUGUUCUAGAAUUACAAGAUUAACUUAGCUUCCUUUUUCAGUCUCUAGGGUGAAAGGCUAAUAUAUUUUGGUAAUCACAGAUGACUGACUUUUUUGGUUCUUAAGGAAUGAAAUUAAUGUGAACACAUCAAUUUGGAGCUUUAUUCAUGUUUGUCCCCUGCCAUUAUAAAUAAAAGUACAUGCUAUUCACUGAGAA
Pipistrellus kuhlii (Kuhl's pipistrelle) is the source of this 1605-nucleotide messenger RNA. RefSeq names its product glutaredoxin (gene GLRX). Bases 119 to 457 code for a protein of 112 amino acids. NCBI's taxonomy places the organism in Eukaryota, Metazoa, Chordata, Mammalia, Chiroptera, Vespertilionidae. The record is from RefSeq and is a predicted model, not a curated record. The transcript is spliced from 3 exons.